Wyeomyia smithii (pitcher-plant mosquito) is the source of this 1700-nucleotide messenger RNA. RefSeq lists its product as uncharacterized. The coding region runs from base 51 to 1700 and encodes 549 amino acids. The transcript has 2 exons. The record is from RefSeq and is a predicted model, not a curated record. Lineage: Eukaryota; Metazoa; Arthropoda; Insecta; Diptera; Culicidae.
UCUAUAGAACUGUCAACAGAGUCAGAAGCAGGAAUUUCCCUGUGCCGGUCAUGUGUAAUGACAAGGACGGCAACCUGCUUACUGAUAAACCGACGGCGCUAUUGAACGGUGAGGAGCCGGAUGAGCAGAGCAGGAACAGGAUGACGAUUAUGAGUGACGAACAAGCUGUGGAGUCACCGACACAGGAGGAGAUGAAAAAGGCGAUUAGUGAGCUGAAAAACGGCAUGGUCGCUGGGAAGGACGGUAUCCCGGCCGAACUUCUAAAAGCGGGAAGCGAGCGGAUGUACUAUGCGAUCCACCAGACAAUACUAAAAAUCUGGGCGGACGAACAAAUGCUGAACGACUGGUUGGAAGGCCUCAUAUGCCCUAUUUAUAAGAAGGGCCAUCGAUUGGAUUGUGGCAACUAUCGAGGGAUAACGUUGCUCAACUCCGCAUAUAAAGUGAUCUCCCGUAUCCUGUUCUUCAGAUUGAGACCGCUAACGGAAUCCUUUGUUGGCGAAUACCAGGCUGGUUUUCGACAAGGGCGUUCCACGACGGAUCAAAUUUUCACCCUGCGACAGAUCCUCGAUAAGUUCCGGGAGUACAACUUAUCGACUCACCAUCUGUUUGUGGACUUCAGGGCGGCAUACGACUCAGUGAAAAGAAAUGAGCUGUGGCAGAUCAUGCUGGAACACGGUUUUCCUACGAAAAUAAUAAAGCGGAGUCGUAUGACACUGGAGGGAUCCAAAUCGUGCGUGCGGAUAGCUGGCGAGACAUCAGCCGCGUUCGUAACGUUGGAUGGGCUGAAGCAGGGGGAUGCGCUCUCCAACCUACUGUUUAACAUCGCUCUUGAGGGUGCAGUACGAAGAGCAAACGUCGAAAGAAACGGUACGAUCAUCACGAAAACUCACAUGCUUCUUGGUUUUGCGGACGACGUCGAUAUCAUCGGUAUCAACCGUAAGGCCGUGGAGGAGGCUUUCGUACCUUUUAAGAGAGAAGCAGCGAGAUUGGGACUUGUCAUUAACUCUGCCAAAACGAAGUACAUGGUAGCUGGCAGAGAGCGUGGGAGUCCCCGUGGUGUUGGUGCUGAGGUGGAGAUAGAUGGGGAACGAUUUGAAGUGGUUGACGAAUUCGUUUAUCUUGGUACGCUUGUGACAUGUGACAACGAUAUGAGCCGUGAAGUGAAACGACGAGUUGCAGCUGCGAACAGGGCUUUCUACGGACUGCGUAACCAGCUAAGGUCCCGUAGUUUGCAAACUCGCACAAAACUAGCGCUGUAUAGGACGCUGAUACUCCCGGUGGCCCUUUACGGACAUGAAGCAUGGACGCUGAAGGAAGCUGAUCGACGAGUGCUCGGAGUUUUUGAGCGUAAAAUUCUGCGAUCGAUACUUGGUGGUAAAUUGAAAGGUGGAGUGUGGCGCAGACGCAUGAAUCACGAGUUGUACCAGGUAUACAAACAUGCUGAUAUAGUGAAGGUAAUACAGCGGGGCAGGCUUCAGUGGGCUGGACACGUAGCCAGGAUGCCUGACGAGAGAGCCGCCAAAACUAUCUUCAGUAGAGAACCAGGAAGAGGCCGUCGACUCCGUGGUAGGCCUCGCACGCGGUGGAUGUGCGCGGUGGAAGAAGAUGCACGAUCUGCUGGUGUACGAAGAGACUGGAGAACGGCUGCCCAAGACAGAAGAAGCUGGACAUCUCUAAUUCGUCCGGCCCUAGAACGGUGA